AUUUAGUGUGGGGCCUCCGCAAAGUGUCCCAAAUGGGUUGAAGCUUUUCCAUGGCGACAGAAGCCAAAUGUGCAGAAUAUUUUAUCUUCCUAGAAAAUAACGCAAAUUAAGCUUGGAAAGCUAUAGAAGACUGCACAAAAUCGACAGGCCAUAAGAGCUCAACAAAUGAAAUGGCGAGCGAGCGCCAGAUCUUCAAGCUUUCUGGCCCUCGUCAUCUGACUACCGUCGACUGGUCGGAUCCAGAUCACAGCCGAUGCGUAGCCGCCAGUCUAGUGCAGGGCGUGGUCGUGCAGGAGCGAGAUCGGCAAGAGAACAGGCAGGGCACGGAUGCUCAGGCUGAAAUUUGGUGGAGCUUCUUCAAAUUCAAGCUAAUUCAACCUCUGUACGACAGCGCCGACGGUUCCAUCUUCGGAUCUGUUUACAAAUGGAGCAAAAAAGCUGCGGGUCUCUCUUUGCGCCCGGCGGGCGCACCCAAAAUAGUGGUGGCUUUCCGAGGAACGGUUAAAACCCGCGGAUCACUGGCCAGAGACCUCUGCCAUGAUCUCCAAAUUCUUACAAAUCGACUGCACACAACGGCACGCUUUCACACCGCCUUCGAGGCCGUGAAAACCAGUGUUGACAAGUACGGGUCUGAAAAUGUGUGGAUCGCCGGGCAUUCUCUCGGCGCUGCCAUGGGGAUUUUGGCUGGACGGAAAAUGGUUGAAGAAAAGGGGCUUUUUGUUCAAGCCCAUCUUUUCAACCCGCCUUUCAUUUCUUCGCCCCUGGAGAAGAUUAACAAUGAGAAAAUAAAACGGGGGUUAAAUUUUGCAGGUAACUUGGUUAAGGCCGGGCUGGCUAUGGUGCUUCAGGACAAGCACGCCCAGAUUGAAGCCCAGAGAACUUUUUCUGUUCUGCAUAGGUGGGUUCCUUGCCUGUAUGUUAAUGCUAAGGACGAUUUGUGCUCGGGUUAUGUGGGGUAUUUCCGUAACCUAACGGCGAUGCAGCAGAGCGGGGCGAGUGACAUUGUGGGUCUUGCGCCGCAGCAGCCUAUCUGGGUAAUGGUGGUUUCUGCAUUUGGGAAAGAGGCUAAGGCAGGGCAUUUGAUUCCUUCUGCUAGGUUAACCGUGAAUCUCAGCCCGGGGUCUGAUUUUCAAGCGGUGCAUGGGAUUCAUCAGUGGUGGGCGCCGGAUAUCAGGAUUGAAUGCACUGAGUUUAGGCUUGGGGCAGAGAAGACAUCAGGAGGACUGCUUACAGGACAAAGGAAAUUUGCCAUUGCAUGAUGACUUCAAUAGUAAUCAGGUCUGGAAUUUCAACUAAGAUAUGCCUUUCACUUUAAAACCCAGUUGACAGCUACUAUUUCUACUUGGAUGCCGCUUUUUUCUCAUGAUAAAUUGGAGUAUGAUUAUAAAUGUUGAUAAAAAACGUGUUGACAGCUACUAUUUCUACUUGGAUGUCACCUGUUAUGACAAAUUAGAGUGAUUAUGUUGAUGCAAAAAUUAUUAAUCUAAUUACAGCUACCACUUUUUUAAGGUUUUA
This is a messenger RNA of Cryptomeria japonica (Japanese cedar), 1515 nucleotides long. Its product is annotated as GDSL esterase/lipase At4g10955. Gene Ontology annotation, biological process: lipid metabolic process. The transcript is spliced from 2 exons. The record is from RefSeq and is a predicted model, not a curated record. The coding region runs from base 171 to 1259 and encodes 362 amino acids. Lineage: Eukaryota; Viridiplantae; Streptophyta; Pinopsida; Cupressales; Cupressaceae.